GACUAAGUGAGUCACUGCAUGUGAGAGAGCUGUGACACCAUGAGAAGUCUUUUUUCUGUCUUUUUACUGGCCCUUUGCUCAGUUAUAGAGCUGUCCGAUGCACGGUACAACAAUUAUGACCCUUCAACGACACCUGCAGCUGAUACGUGGAAAAGUAAUGACACUUCAACUCAAAUCCCCUACUGGUCCUGGAUGAGGCCGUAUUAUCAGAUAACUACACCAUAUUGGCAAAACCAAGCUAAAAUCCCAAACUUGUCCAGGAGGAGGCCAUAUUACCAGACACCAAACCCCUACUGGUACUGGAGGAGGCCGUAUACCCAGACACCAACUCAAAACCCUUACUGGUCCUGGAUGAGGCCAUAUUACCAAACACCUUCACCAUAUUGGCGAAACCAAGCUAAAAUCCCAAACUUGUCCAGGAGGAGGCCAUAUUACCAGACACCAACUCAAGACACCUACUGGUCCUGGAGGAGGCCACAUACCCAGACACAUAGACCUGCAGCUCAAGACCCCUAUUGGUCCUGGAGGAGGCCGUAUACCCAGACACCAACUCAAAACCCUUACUGGUCCUGGAUGAGGCCAUAUUACCAAACACCUUCUCAAACCCCCAACUGGUUCUGGGAGAGGCCAAAUACUCUGGCACCAACUCAAAACCCAUACUGGUCCAGGAGGAGGCCAUAUUACCAGACACCAAUUGUUUCAAAGCCCAAAAUUAGAGUGUACCAGCAGGUGGAAAACACAGAGAAUGUGAUGGUGAUGUGCAAGAUUGAAACGGACUGGCUGUUCAAACUGAGUUUUUUACAGCUGUCAGUGAAGGGUGACAGUAAUUUUAUUCUGAAGAACCCAACAUGGAUUACCCAAAAUAUGUGUGUGUUUAAUGUCACGGUGAGUCCACCUGUGUCAUUCACCUGUGUGCACAAGUUUGGCAACUAUGGCGAGGACCAGUUUAGUGAGACCUACAUGUACAGUCAGCCUGUCUUGGAUUGUCACAAGGAAGGAAUAUCUUCAUCCUACAUUGGCUUUUCCUCCUUCAUUGUUGUUGGUCUCAUUAUAAUGACUGCUACAGUCAUAGUGGCCACCAUGAGGAGCAAUGCUAAAGGGUCCUCAUUGCCAGUCAACAAUGACUACAUAGAUGUAUGAAUAAUCUGGAGAAUACAUAAAGGAAAAUUAAAUAUCAAUGCAUAAGUCAUAUUAGUCUGAAUUGCAAUAUUAAUUCUACAGAAAUCUAUUUUAUUAAGAUGUGUUACAUAUACAGCUUUUUUUUUUUUUAUGUAACUGUUGCAUUUUUGAAACAUCACACUCAUUAUGUUCAUUUUAAAUGCUGCACUCCAAAAGUUACUAACAUUCAGAUUAUUAUAAUCAUUUUUAACAAUGUACAGCUUUGGUAGUGAAUGCCAAUUUUUUUACUUAUUUUGACUUCUUCUGGUAGGAGGCAGUUGUGUGUCUAGCUUUGGUUUACCCUGUCUGAGUUUUGAAAUGCAACACAUUCAAGACAUUUUUGAUUUAUAAAGAUAGUUUCAUCUGCAUAAUUAAGAUAAUUUGCAUAAUUUAUGUGAGGAUGAGAAUUGUAGGUAUUCAAUAAACCUUUAAAUGA
Myxocyprinus asiaticus (Chinese sucker) is the source of this 1594-nucleotide messenger RNA. RefSeq lists its product as uncharacterized. Bases 40 to 1140 code for a protein of 366 amino acids. The transcript is spliced from 18 exons. Lineage: Eukaryota; Metazoa; Chordata; Actinopteri; Cypriniformes; Catostomidae. The record is from RefSeq and is a predicted model, not a curated record.